Messenger RNA from Chanos chanos (milkfish), 1584 nucleotides. Its product is annotated as solute carrier family 22 member 5-like. NCBI's taxonomy places the organism in Eukaryota, Metazoa, Chordata, Actinopteri, Gonorynchiformes, Chanidae. The transcript has 9 exons. Gene Ontology annotation, cellular component: membrane. Gene Ontology annotation, biological process: transmembrane transport. The coding region runs from base 1 to 1584 and encodes 527 amino acids. The record is from RefSeq and is a predicted model, not a curated record. Gene Ontology annotation, molecular function: transmembrane transporter activity.
AUGAAAGACUAUGAUGAGACCACAGCCUUCCUUGGACACUGGGGAUCUUUUCAGAAAAUAGUCUUCUUCCUGUUGUGCACUAGCACAGUUCCAAAUGGCUUCAGUGCUUUCUCUGUCGUGUUUCUUGCUGACACUCCAGCGCAUCACUGUAAAAUCCCAGAUGGGAAUCUGAGUGAGUCGUGGAGGGCGGCCAGUAUUCCUGUAGUGGAGGUGAACGGACAGAAGCAACAGAGUAAGUGUUGGAGGUACAGGCUGGAUGUGAUCAGAAACCUCUCUGCUCUGGGCUACAGCCCUCAGGAUAUAAACCUCACUGACAUUGAACAGGAGCGCUGUGUGGAUGGAUGGACCUACAGCAAGGAUAUCUACCAGUCCACUAUUGUCACUGAGUUUGACCUGGUCUGCAACAAUGAAUGGAAACAACCCUUUACUUCUUCAGUCUACUUCAUAGGCGUGCUUUCUGGAUCCUUUUUCUCUGGACAGCUUUCUGACAGGUUUGGGAGAAAGCCAGUCCUCUUCUUGACUAUGCUGAUUCAGUCCCUCUUCACAUUUAUCCAAAUGUUCUCUCCAUCGUGGGAGGUGUUCUCUAUUCUCUUCUUCAUUGUUGGACUGGGCCAGAUUUCAAACUAUGUGGCAGCAUUUGUGUUGGGUACAGAGAUUCUCGUGGAGUCUGUGCGGGUGCUUUACUCAUCACUAGGGGUGUGUUUGUUCUUUGCCAUUGGCUACAUGUUGUUGCCUCUCAUUGCUUUCUUCAUUCGAGAUUGGAGGAUGCUACUGCUCACUAUGUCUCUGCCAGCUCUCAUCUACAUCCCACUUUGGUGGUUUAUCCCAGAGUCUCCGCGAUGGCUGCUCUCUCUGGGAAGAGUGGAGGAGGCUGAGGCCAUACUGAGAGAUGCCGCCAAGAAAAACAAAGUCACAGCACCAGAGGUCAUUUUUAAGAAGCUUGAGGGUGAAGAAAAAACAUCUAAACCAGAGGAAACACAUAACAUCCUGGACCUCUUGAGAACCAGGAACAUUCGCCACACUACUCUUAUACUCUGUCUAGUGUGGCUGACUCUCAGUAUGGGUUACUUUGGCCUGUCUCUAAACACCUCCCGCCUGCAUGGGGACCCCUUCCUAAACUGCUUCUUCUCCGCCGCUAUUGAGGUUCCCGCCUACAUCAUCAGCUGGCUCUCCCUGCGCUACCUCCCCCGAAGACUCUCCUCCUCUCUGAGCAUGCUGCUCGGAGGCGUAAUGUUGUUCCUAAUCCAAGCAGUCCCACCCAACCUUCCUGGACUGUCUGUGGCUCUGGAGAUGGCGGGAAAGUUUGGGAUCGCCAUAGGAACAGCCCUGAUGUUUGCUUACUCAGGGGAGCUGUACCCAACAGUGCUGAGGAACACUGCCGUGGGAUUCUGUGCCAUGGUGUCACGCAUCGGGAGCACUAUCGCCCCCUACUUCUUCCAUCUGGGUGGGAAUUAUAAGCAUUUGCCACAUAUUCUCCUGGGAUGUCUGUGUGUUCUGUCAUCAUCAACUACGCUCUUUCUGCCUGAGAGUUUUAGGAAACCCCUCCCAGAGACUAUCCAACAGAUGCAACACAGAGACAGGUGA